Messenger RNA from Penicillium paradoxum, 1296 nucleotides. RefSeq names its product UDP-galactose transporter HUT1. Gene Ontology annotation, cellular component: endoplasmic reticulum membrane; Golgi membrane. Lineage: Eukaryota; Fungi; Ascomycota; Eurotiomycetes; Eurotiales; Aspergillaceae. Bases 1 to 1296 code for a protein of 431 amino acids. The transcript has 2 exons. The record is from RefSeq and is a predicted model, not a curated record. Gene Ontology annotation, molecular function: UDP-galactose transmembrane transporter activity; UDP-glucose transmembrane transporter activity. Gene Ontology annotation, biological process: UDP-galactose transmembrane transport.
AUGGGACGACAAAAGCAAGCCGCGCCGCUCCAGAGAGCCCCCUCUUCUCAAUUAAUGCACCUCUCAGACGAGUCUGAUGUGCCUCGAAAUUCUGCGAUUGACCAGGCAGACACGCCUUCUACUGCGAAUGGAAAUGUCUCCGAAAAAGCAACAGUGGCUCUGGAGACAGUUGCCGAUAGCCCUGGCCUGACGCAGCUUGUGAUCUGCGUCCUCGGUAUAUAUGCGGCAUUCCUCUCAUGGGGUGUAUUGCAAGAGGCGAUUACGACGACUAGCUAUGCCAUUCGUCCGGCAACCGCCGCGGAGCCAAACCCUCCAACAGAGCGAUUCACCUACUCUCUCGUGCUAAACACGAUUCAAUCUUCAUUCGCAGCUAUCACCGGCUUUACAUACCUCCUGGUUUCCAACCCGAAGGGCCAGAAGGUCCCAUCUAUCUUCCCCACGCGCCGAAUCCUCGUCCCACUGUUUCUAGUCGCGAUCUCCUCGUCACUCGCGUCACCCUUCGGCUACGCCAGUCUCGAACACAUCGACUACCUGACCUUCAUCCUCGCCAAGUCAUGCAAGCUCCUCCCGGUCAUGGUCCUGCACCUGGCCAUUUUCCGCAAGAGAUAUCCUCUGUAUAAGUACGGUGUUGUCUUGAUGGUCACUCUCGGCGUCGCAACUUUCAGUCUGCACCACCCAGGAACUAGCAAGAAGGUUGCCGCAAAGCAGCAGUCUGGAUCCUCUGGAUGGGGCAUCUUCUUGUUGUCCAUCAACCUACUCCUUGAUGGCCUGACCAACACCACGCAAGACCAUGUCUUCUCUUCGCCCAAGCUGUACACCCGCUUUACGGGCCCCCAAAUGAUGGUUGCCCAGAAUGUGCUCUCUACCAUACUGACUUCCGCAUAUCUCCUGAUCAUGCCGCAUCUCUCGCAGAGCGGUAUUUUGCACAAUCUCCUGCCUUUCCCGAUCCCUCCAUCUACUGAGACUGAGCUGUUUGGUGCUGUCUCUUUCCUCACUCGUCACCCCGAGGCGCUGAAACAUGUUCUCGGAUUCGCAGCGUGCGGUGCUGUCGGACAGCUCUUUAUUUUCUACACUCUGUCUCGCUUCUCUUCGCUGCUGCUCGUCACAGUCACAGUGACUCGUAAGAUGCUGACUAUGCUUCUCAGCGUGUUCUGGUUCGGACAUUCUUUGUCUGGUGGCCAAUGGCUAGGAAUCAGUCUGGUAUUUGGCGGCAUUGGUGCCGAAGCAGUGGUGCAGAGAUCAGAGAAGAAGGCGAAAGAAAGGGCCAAGCUUGAGGCUGCGAAAAAAGAGCUGUAG